Trichosporon asahii var. asahii CBS 2479 is the source of this 6699-nucleotide messenger RNA. RefSeq names its product acetyl-CoA carboxylase. Bases 1 to 6699 code for a protein of 2232 amino acids. NCBI's taxonomy places the organism in Eukaryota, Fungi, Basidiomycota, Tremellomycetes, Trichosporonales, Trichosporonaceae. The record is from RefSeq and is a predicted model, not a curated record. The transcript is spliced from 3 exons. Gene Ontology annotation, molecular function: metal ion binding; ATP binding; acetyl-CoA carboxylase activity. Gene Ontology annotation, biological process: fatty acid biosynthetic process.
AUGGCUACGAACGGCUCUGCCGCCGCUAACGGUGGUCAGUACGACCACAGCCGCGUCGCCCAAUUUAUCGGCGCGGAAUCUCUCGACGCUGCUCCCCCCAGCCGCGUCCGCGACUUUGUUCAGAACCAGGGCGGUCACACUGCCAUCACCAAGGUUCUUAUCGCCAACAAUGGUAUCGGUGCCGUCAAGGAGAUCCGAUCCGUCCGCAAGUGGUCCUACGAGACCUUUGGCGACGAGCGCAUGAUCGAGUUCACGGUCAUGGCCACGCCCGAGGACCUUGCGAUCAACGCCGAGUACAUCCGUAUGGCCGACGCCUUCGUCGAGGUUCCCGGUGGAUCCAACAACAACAACUACGCCAACGUCGACCUCAUUGUCGACGUCGCUGAGCGCGCCGGUGUCCACGCUGUCUGGGCCGGAUGGGGUCACGCUUCCGAGAACCCCCGUCUCCCCGAGUCGCUCGCCAAGUCCAAGAUCGUCUUCAUCGGUCCCCCCGGUUCUGCCAUGCGCUCGCUCGGUGACAAGAUCUCGUCCACCAUCGUCGCCCAGUCCGCCGACGUCCCCUGCAUGUCCUGGUCCGGAACCGGCAUCAAGGACACUGUCCUUUCGCCCCAGGGCUUCGUGACUGUCCCCGACAAGGCUUACGAGGACGCCUGUGUCCACUCCUGGGAGGAGGGACUCGACCGCGCCAACAAGAUUGGCUUCCCCGUCAUGAUCAAGGCCUCCGAGGGAGGCGGUGGUAAGGGUAUCCGUAUGGUCGACGACGCCGAGAAGUUCAAGAACGCCUUCCAGGCCGUCGUCUCCGAGGUCCCCGGAUCGCCCAUCUUCAUCAUGAAGCUCGCCGGCUCCGCCCGCCACCUCGAGGUCCAGCUCAUUGCCGACCAGUACGGCAACGCCAUCUCCCUCUUCGGCCGUGACUGUUCCGUCCAGCGUCGUCACCAGAAGAUUAUCGAGGAGGCCCCCGUCACCAUUGCCCCUCAGGACACUUUCGAGCACAUGGAGAAGGCCGCUGUCCGUCUCGCCCGCCUGGUCGGCUACGUCUCGGCCGGUACUGUCGAGUACCUCUACUCGCACGAGGACGACUCGUUCUUCUUCCUCGAGCUCAACCCCCGUCUCCAGGUCGAGCACCCCACCACUGAGAUGGUCUCUGGAUGCAACAUUCCCGCCAUCCAGCUCAUGAUUGCCAUGGGUAUCCCCCUCCACCGCAUCCGCGACAUCCGUACGCUGUACGGCAUGGACCCCCACGGUGCCACCGAGAUCGACUUUUACGGUGACAAGCCUGCCUCGGCGACGACGCAGCGCAAGCCCCGCCCCAAGGGUCACGUUAUCGCGUGCCGUAUCACGGGAGAAAACCCGGAUGCGGGUUUCAAGCCGUCGUCGGGUGCCCUUACGGAACUUAAUUUCCGCUCCAACUCAAAUGUCUGGGGUUACUUCUCGGUGUCUUCGGCCGGUGGUCUCCAUGAAUUCGCCGACUCGCAGUUCGGCCACAUUUUCGCUUACGGAAUGGAGCGUUCCGAGGCCCGCAAGUCGAUGGUCGUCGCCCUCAAGGAGCUGAGCAUUCGUGGAGAGUUCCGCACUACCGUCGAGUACCUGAUCAAGCUGCUCGAGAAGCCCGAGUUUGAGAACAACAAGUUCACCACUCAGUGGCUCGACGGCCUUAUUGCCGAGGGCAUGACCUCGGAGCGCCCCGACACCACCCUGUCGGUCAUCUGCGGCGCUGUCGUCAAGGCGCACAUCGCUUACGAGGCGGGUCUCGCCAAGUUCAAGUCGGUCCUCGAGCGUGGUCAGAUCCCUACCAAGGACACCCUCCAGACCUUCUUCAAGACCGAGUUCAUCUACGACGAUGUUCGUUACUCGUUCGCCAUGGCCAAGUCUGGCCCCCUCCAGUUCACCCUCUACCUCAACGGUGGACGCAUCUUUGUCGGUGCCCGCCCCCUCUCUGACGGCGGUCUCCUGAUCUCUCUCGGCGGAUCCUCCCACACCGUCUACUGGCGUGAGGAGGUCGGCGCCAUGGUUCUCUCCGUCGACGCUAAGACCACCAUGAUCGAGGACGAGCGUGACCCCACCCAGCUCCGCUCCCCCUCUCCUGGUAAGCUGGUCCGCUACCUUAUCGAGUCUGGCGACCACGUCGACGCUGGCGAGGCCUACGCCGAGAUUGAGGUCAUGAAGAUGAUCAUGCCCGUCACUGCCUCCGAGUCUGGUAUCGCCCAGUUCAUGAAGCAGCCCGGUCAGCACCUUGCCCAGGGUGAGCUCAUGGGUAUCCUUACCCUUGACGACCCCUCCAAGGUCAAGUUUGCCAAGCCCUUCGAGGGCCUGCUCCCCACCUUUGAGCUCAAGAACGGCCGCUACGGCACCAAGCCCCACCAGCGCCUCCGCGAGAACCUCGAGGUCCUCUAUGACAACCUCGGUGGAUACGACAACUCGGCCCAGGUCCUCUCCUCGCUCGCCAUUGUCCAGCAGGAGCUCCGCAACCCCGAGCUUCCCUACUCGAACGCCCACGACGUUCUCUCUGCCCUCUCUGGCCGUAUUCCCGCCAAGCUCGAGGAUGCCGUUCGUCGCAUCAUUGACGAGUGCCACGAGGGCCAGCUCGAGUUCCCCUCGAACAAGCUCGACAAGACCAUCAAGGAGUACAUUGAGAACAUUGUUCCCAUCAACGAGCGCGCCCAGGUCACUGGUGCCAUUGCUCCUCUCCAGGUCCUGAUCGACGCCUUUGCCAACGGCCUCAAGGUCCACGAGUGGCAGAUCUACUCUGACCUCGUCAACUACUUCUCUGAUGUCGAGGAGGCCUUCGCCGACCAGACCCACACCCAGGAGGAGGUCAUCCUCAAGCUCCGUGACGACAACAAGGACCUCGACUCUGUCGUCAAGCUCGUCCUCUCGCACUCCAAGGUCGCCGGCAAGACCAAGCUCGUCAACGCCGUCCUUGACAUCAUCAAGGAGGAGUCGCCCAAGGCUUCGCUCACCCCCGAGUCGGGCGUCCACAAGGCUCUCACCCGCCUCGCCGACAUCGACGGCCGUGCUACCACCAAGGCCGUCCUCAAGGCUAAGGAGGUUCUCAUCGUCGGCUCGCUCCCCACCUACCAGGAGCGUCUCGAGCAGCUCGAGAGCAUCCUCAAGGCCUCGGUCACGACUUCGUACUAUGGUGACUCUGGCAGCGGCCACCGCCUGCCCUCGCCCGACCUGCUCAAGGAGGUCACCGACUCGCGUUACACCGUCUUUGACGUGCUGUCGACCUUCUUCAAGCACCCCGACCCCUGGGUCGUCCUCGCUGCCCUCGAGGUCUACGUCCGUCGUGCUUACCGCGUCUACAACGUUAUGCACCUCGACUACGAGCCCACCCAGAACGGCUCGCCCAAUGUCGUCACCUGGCGCUUCAAGAUGGGCGGCCGCGGCCCCGGCCUCGAGCCCGUCACCCCUCGCGUCGACUCUUCGCGCGACAUUACCCGUGUUGCCUCCAUGAGCGACCUCAACUUCCGCGUUCAGGCCAAGAACGAGCCCCUCCGCUUCGGUCUCAUGACCUCGUACGACACUCUUGCUGCGCUCAAGCAGGACUUCCAGAGCGUUCUCAGCCACUACCCCGAGUUCAACGUCGACGAGUUUGAGGAGAAGUACGGCAAGGACGCCCGUCACCCUCACGUCAUGAACAUUGCCCUCCGUCUCUUCGACGAGGACAUUCCCGACGCCGAGCUCAACGAGGAGUUCACUCGCCUCGUCAACGACUUCCGCGCCCAGGUCGACGCUACCGGUGUUCGCCGCAUCUCGUUCGUCAUCUGCCGCAAGGGCCAGUACCCCUCGUACGUCACCCUCCGCCCUAGCUCGGACGGCUCCUGGAAGGAAGAGGCCGCGAUCCGUAACAUUGAGCCGGCCCUCGCCUACCAGCUUGAGCUCGGACGUCUGUCCAACUUCAAGAUCACCCCCAUGAAGUCGGGCAACCGCCAGAUCCACGUCUACCAGGCUGUCGGCCGCGAGAACCCCUCGGACAUUCGCUUCUUCGUCCGUGCCCUUCUCCGCCCCGGCCGCUUCGUUGGCCAGAUGAAGCAGACCGAGUACCUCAUCUCGGAGACUGACCGCCUCAUCGGCGAUAUUCUCGACACCCUCGAGAUUGUCACCAACCAGCACCGCCAGGCCGACUGCAACCACUUCUUCGUCAACUGCGUCUACACCCUCAACGUCACGUUCGACGACGUCCAGGAGGCCCUCGCCGGCUUCAUCGAGCGCCACGGCAAGCGUCUCUGGCGCCAGCGUGUCACCCAGGGUGAGAUCCGCGUUGUCAUUGAGGACGACGAGGGCAACGUCACCCCCAUCCGCGCCUUCAUUGAGAACGUCUCUGGCUUCGUCGUCAAGUUUGAGGCCUACCAGGAGUUCACCAACGAGAAGGGUGUCACUAUUCUCAAGUCGAUCGGCGACCAGGGCCAGUUCCACCUCCAGAAGGUCAACUUCCCCUACGCCACCAAGGAGUCGCUCCAGCCUCGCCGUUACCAGGCUCACGUUGUCGGCACGACCUACGUCUACGACUUCCCCGACCUCUUCCGCCAGGCGGUCGACAAGGUCUGGCGCCAGGUCCAGACGCUCCUUCCCAACGUCAAGAUCCCCUCGGACCUGCUCACCGCUUCCGAGCUUGUCUUUGACGAGAACGGAGAGCUCACCGAGGUCAACCGUCCCCCUGGACUGAACACCUGCGGUAUGGUCGCCUGGGUCUUCACCAUGAAGACCCCCGAGUACCCCAAGGGCCGUCGCGUCGUUGUCAUCUCCAACGACAUCACCUUCCAGAUUGGUUCGUUCGGUCCCGCCGAGGACGAGUUCUUCUACAAGGCUACCCAGUACGCCCGUGCCCAGGGUCUCCCCCGUGUCUACCUCUCGGCCAACUCGGGUGCCCGUAUUGGUCUCGCCGAGGAGGUCAUGGCCCUCUUCGACGUUGCCUGGCGCGAGCCCGGCAAGCCCGAGAAGGGCUUCGACUACCUGUACCUCACCCCUGCCAACCUUGACAAGCUCAACGACAUGGGUGAGGGCAGCGUCAUGACCAAGGAGGUCGAGGUCGACGGCGAGCGUCGCCACGUCAUCACCACCAUCAUUGGCCACAAGGACGGUCUCGGUGUCGAGUGUCUCCGUGGCUCUGGUCUCAUUGCUGGUGAGACUUCGCGUGCUUACGACGACAUCUUCACCAUUUCCAUGGUCACUGCUCGUUCCGUCGGUAUCGGUGCCUACCUCGUCCGUCUCGGCCAGCGUGUCGUCCAGGUCGAGGGCCAGCCCAUCAUCCUUACCGGUGCCCAGGCCAUCAACAAGGUUCUCGGCAAGGACGUCUACACCUCCAACCUCCAGCUCGGUGGUCCCCAGAUCAUGUACCGCAACGGUAUCUCGCACCUGGCUGCCGGCUCGGACCUUGACGGUGCUCUCCAGAUCGUCAACUACCUCACCUUCAUCCCGGCCAAGAAGAACACGGCGAUCCCCAUCCUCCCCACUGGAGACGUCUGGGACCGUGCUGUCGAGUGGACCCCCACCAAGGGCCCUUACGACCCCCGCAACUUCCUUGCCGGUUGCUACGACGAGGCCUCUGGCAACUUCCAGACUGGUAUCCUCGACCGUGGCUCGUUCUUCGAGACCAUGGGCGGAUGGGCUCAGACCAUUGUCACUGGUCGCGGACGUGUCGCCGGUAUCCCGGUCGCCGUCAUUGCCGCCGAGACUCGCACGAUCGAGCGUGUCGACCCCGCCGACCCUGCCAACGAGAACUCGACCGAGUCCAAGGUCGCGCUCGCCGGUACCGUCUGGUUCCCCGACUCGUCUCGCAAGACUGCCACUGCCAUCGAGGACGCCAACCGCGAGGGUCUGCCGCUUCUGCUGUUCGCCAACUUCCGUGGUUUCUCUGGCGGUAUGUCGGACAUGGCCCAGGCCAUCCUCAAGGAGGGUGCCAAGAUUGUCGACGGCCUCUCGAGCUACAAGCACCCGAUCAUCAUCUACCUGGUUCCCAACGGAGAGCUUCGUGGUGGUGCCUGGGUCGUGCUCGACCCCUCGAUCAACCCCGAGCACAUGACCAUGUUUGUCGACAACGAGUCGCGCGGUGGUGUCCUCGAGCCCGAGGGUAUCGUCGAGGUCAAGUACCGCAAGCCCAAGGUCCAGGCGACCAUGGCCCGUCUCGACUCGGAGUACGCCCAGCUCAAGGCUGCCGUCGACAACGCCAAGUCGUCGCCCGAGGAGAAGCAGGCUGCCGUCGCCGCCCUCGAGGCGCGCGAGAAGCACCUCGGCCCCACGUUCCAGCAGAUCGCCCGCGAGUUUGCCGACCUCCACGACCGCGCCGGCCGCAUGAAGGCCAAGGCCAACUGUGUCCCUUGCGACUGGGAGAACUCGCGUCGCGCCAUCUACUGGAGCCUGCGCCGCAAGCUCUCCGAGCUGCGCAUUCUCAAGAAGCUCGCCUCGGCCAACCCCACCCUCACCUACCCCGAGCGCAAGGGUCUGUACGAGCAGCUCCUGCCCGAGGAGCUCCUGUCCGAGGGUUCCGACUCGGAGGUCGCCGCCUUCCUCGAGAAGAACGGCGACAAGGUCGAGAACUUUGUCCAGCAGGUCCGCGACGAGUGGUGCGCCGACCAGGUCGUCGACUGGGCCCAGACCAACCAGCAGGGCGUCCUCGAGGGCUUCCAGCGUAUCCUCGACGGUCUUGCGCCCGAGGAGCGCACGGCGUUUAUUCAGCAGCUCAGCCAGCAGGCCUAA